Molecule: messenger RNA, 804 nt
Organism: Dromaius novaehollandiae (emu)
Lineage: Eukaryota; Metazoa; Chordata; Aves; Casuariiformes; Dromaiidae
Product: mid1-interacting protein 1-B-like
Exons: 2
Coding region: 66-455 (129 amino acids)
Biological process (GO): regulation of lipid biosynthetic process
Cellular component (GO): cytosol
Source: RefSeq, a predicted model, not a curated record
ACAGCGGGAGCAGACGGCACCCACCGAGACGAGAAAGGCACUGCCGGAGCCGCAGGAGCUGGGCCAUGGAGCAGUACUUCUCAGCCACCCAGAAGAUGGAGCAGGAGGUCAUGUUUCCCAGCCUCCUCCGAGGGGUCUUCCCGGAGCCCCACGACGCUGCCCCCGCUGCCGACGACCAGAAGGACCUGUACGAGCGCUACCAGCUCCUCAAGUCCAUCAAGCCCGUGGUGGAGAGAGGCCUGGGGGCCGCCACCGAGCAGAGCCUGCCCAGCGCCAGCACGCACGAAGCCCCGGACGACGCAGCGGACGCCGAUCUGGAAGAGCGCCUCUCCCACCACCUCCACGGCUUGCAGCAGGUGCUCACCCACCUCACCAGAGACGCCAACGCCCUCACCCGGCGGUACAGCCAAAUCCUCGAGCAGAUCAACCUCAGCGAUGGGCAGCCCAGCUGGUGAACCUGACCCCGGCCUCCAAGGCCAACUCGUCCUCCAGGCACCCAGGCAGCUCACCCCCGACUGCUGGUGCUGCACAACAGCGAGGGUUUUGACCCUGGGAGAACCACGUCGCCUGUUGUCCCCGUAUGAAGAAACAUCUUCUGCCUUUGUGGGGGUCCACCAGAAGAGCUCCAGGGCUCGAGACAUUCCUCUUUAUUCUCAAAGAGCAGCAUGCAGUGACUGCAUUGCGCUAUUGCACUGAGAACUCCCACAGUCCCUUGUAAAUGCUGAACCCCUUCUCCAGCUGGUACCUGGACUUUGAGGGGAGUUUCCCCCACUCCUUGCUAAUAAAACUAUUGCCUUGAAAGUG